AUGAGCCAUGAUCAGCCUAUGAAACCACAGGUAGACCAUGAAAUCCCCAAAUACAGCGACGUAACCGGUGUCUCCACCGUGAACCACAGCAAUGUCCAAGAAAAGUGCGUGCAGCAUCAAGUGCCGGUGGUUCCCACUGACAUCGGAUCGGCCGCCAUAGACGGUGAUCCUAUAACCAUCGGUGAAGCUCUGGAAGCGGUGGCCAUAUCCGCUGGAGACAAGGCGGUGGACCAAAAUGACGCGGCUGAGAUCAGAAUCGCAGAAAUUAGGGCUUCUGGAGAGAAGAGCGUGAGGUCCGGCUGCUUGGGUGAAAUGGCGCAAGAGGCUGCGACUUUCAACAGUCAGCAGAUGCGAGUCCAGGACAUGACGAAACUCUCCGAUAUCUUAACUGAUGCGACGGAGAAACUCCCAGCGGACAGGGCAGUGACCAGAGAAGAUGCUGAGGCUGUGUAUGCCCUCGAGAGGGAGGCCAUAGAAGUGGCGGCUGAACCUGGCGGUGUGGCGGCGUCCAUGGCCACUGCAGCUAACCUAAAUAAACUAAAUUGA
This is a messenger RNA of Sphenostylis stenocarpa, 546 nucleotides long. The record is from the annotation of a GenBank genome assembly. Lineage: Eukaryota; Viridiplantae; Streptophyta; Magnoliopsida; Fabales; Fabaceae.